UGAAAAUGUUUUAGACGCAACUAUCCUCAGAAAACUACCGCCACUCAACGUCGGAGGCGUCGCGAACGUUAUUAUUGAUAUUUUUUUAUACGUCAACAACCGCUGGACUAAGUAGGACUGGGACAAACUGGCUACUGAAGUUACGUUAAGUUAGGUUUGUGGACGCGAAGUUACUCUUUCACCCAGUUUCUUGUUUUUCUUCCCACCGUCCCGGGGAAAGAGUUGGAGGAAGGAAGGAUGGAAAUAAGUCAGAUUUGAAGCAAGGGAGUUGUCAUGUUUGAAAGCGCUGAAGGCUGAGGGAAAGGGAGGAACUUCUUCUGCCGUGUGUGUCCCAAAAAGACGACUGUCUCAUGUCCAAGGAGACCGUCCUUCCUCCGGAUGAGCCGGCAGGGCCAGGCAAGGGCCCCCAGCAAGAGACAAAUCCCCUGCUGUCAGACUCACACGAUGCUUGUGACAGUGAAUCAUCAGGAAGAACACCGUCUCCCAGGAAACCAGCCACUGAAGGACAAAGUCACGUGACAGAUGAGAAGCCUAAUUAUUGCGAGCCUGUAAGAACUCAACCUCAGUCUGAGCCUCAGCCAGUGUCCUCGGAGCCUGUCGAGGGAGACGCUGCCAAGGACAAAAAUGGCUUUCGCCACAACAGCACUGGCACGCCCGCGCUGAGUAAUGGCAGUGGAAUCCACCCUGGCAUCGGCGGGGCUGGGGCCACGCGCAUAUGCACUUGCGGUGCCAACAUCAGCAACACGGGCGUCAUGGGUGGGUCAGGCCCUGGCACAAGAGUAGUGGCGACUGCGCCGACUACAGAGCAGCCCAGGAAGCAGCCAUCCACACCUGUGUCGCAGAGGAUGCAGAGGAAACUGAGGUCCAGCUUGUCGGUCAACAGUGACAGCAGCAGACGCAGCAAAGGCAGUUCUACUGGGUCACAGAAAGCUCCUUUACCAGAGGACUGCUGCGUCCACUGCAUCUUGGCCUGCCUGUUCUGUGAGUUCCUUACGCUUUGCAACAUGGUGGUGGCGCAGGCCUCGUGUGGCGCAUGCACGUCAGAGGCGUGCUGCUGCUGCUGCUGCACCGACGACCUGGGCGAUGACUGCAACUGCCCCUGUGACAUGGACUGUGGCAUCAUGGAUGCCUGCUGCGAGUCCUCAGACUGCCUGGAGAUCUGUAUGGAGUGCUGCGGCAUCUGCUUCCCUACAUAGGGAGGCCUGUACUGGUGAGGACCAGGGUGUCUCUGAGGGGGAUAACUGGACCCCACAAGAGAAUCUAGAAGGACACUGCUGCUGCUGUCACUUAAAAUAUAGCAGCAGACAGAGGGAACAAGUGUGUGUGGGUGUGUGUAUGUGUGU
Seriola dumerili (greater amberjack) is the source of this 1343-nucleotide messenger RNA. RefSeq names its product MyoD family inhibitor domain containing (gene mdfic). Lineage: Eukaryota; Metazoa; Chordata; Actinopteri; Carangiformes; Carangidae. The coding region runs from base 351 to 1196 and encodes 281 amino acids. The record is from RefSeq and is a predicted model, not a curated record. The transcript is spliced from 5 exons.